GUUUCCAGAGGGUGGACUGUUUGUAUGUAGCACUGGCGGCCCCGCAACAUGAGAUCAGCACCAAGAGGGAAGAACUGGCCGCAGAUAGGUCGUUCUCAAAUGCUGUAACCAUGCCGGUUAUAUAAGAGCUCCUCCUCCGGGCCGGCUUUGCUGCGGUCAGCAUUUACACGUCGGAACAUGUCGGAAGGACUGUAUGAGAAGUUCCUGGCCCCGGAUGAGCCUUUUCCCUUGUUGUCCCAGCAGCGGGGCAGUGUAAGUGAGGAGGGCUGCUUGGAUGUCAGUGAUUUUGGCUGCCAGCUCUCCUCCUGCCACCGGACUGACCCGCUGCACCGCUUCAACUCCAACAGGUGGAAUCUAACAUCAUGUGGGACGAGUGUUGCAAGCUCUGAAUGCAGUGAGGAAUUGUUUUCCUCUGUCUCAGUUGGAGACCAGGAUGACUGCUAUUCCCUUCUGGAUGACCAAGACUUCACAUCAUUUGACUUGUUCCCAGAAGGAAGUGUGUGCAGUGAUGUUUCUUCCUCUAUUAGUACUUACUGGGACUGGUCUGAUAGUGAAUUUGAAUGGCAGUUGCCAGGCAGUGAUAUUGCAAGUGGGAGUGAUGUGCUGUCAGAUGUCAUACCCAGCAUACCCAGCUCCCCAUGCCUCCCAUCCAAAAAGAAGAAUAAGCACCGGAAUCUGGAUGAGCUUCCAUGGAGUGCAAUGACAAACGAUGAACAGGUUGAGUAUAUUGAAUACCUCAGUCGUAAGGUCAGCACAGAGAUGGGACUUCGUGAGCAACUUGACAUCAUUAAGAUUAUUGAUCCCACUGCACAGAUUUCUCCUACUGACAGUGAAUUUAUAAUUGAACUGAACUGUCUCACUGAUGAAAAACUGAAACAGGUCAGGAGCUAUAUCAAAGAGCACAGUCCUCGGCAACGCUCUACACGGGAAAGCUGGAAAAGAAGCAGCUACAGCACAGCAAGCACUAGUGGAGUGAGUGGAGCCAGUGUGAGCAGCAGCAGUGCAAGUAUGGUCAGUACAGCCAGCAGCACCGGCUCUAGUGGUGGUAAUUCUGCUUCAAACUCCAGUGCCAAUAUGAGCCGAACACACAGUGACAGCAAUUUGUCUGCAAGUGCAGCUGAGAGAAUUCGAGAUUCAAAGAAACGAUCUAAACAGCGGAAGCUGCAGCAGAAAGCCCUGCGCAAAAGGCAGCUAAAAGAACAGAGGCAAGCCAGAAAGGAAAGACUUAGUGGCUUAUUCCUUAAUGAGGAAGUGCUCUCAGUGAAAGUGAAUGAAGAAGACCAUGAAGGAGAUGUUGAUGUGCUCAUAUGACGAGGGUGAAACCAACAGUGUUCUUCCUAAGUCUUAUUAGGGCAGGAUGCCAGAGUGAAAUCUUAGUCAGCCUUUGAAUUUUCAGGCAGAAAUCUUGGUAGCACCCUUUUGUCAUAAGGGGUCGUGCAGUACUAGAUAGAUGCCUCUGCCCCAGAAGGCUAGUCCAGUGAUAACCUGAGCCCUCAGCAGUGCCUUGUGUGUGUGUGGUAACGUGGUCUCUUAAACAGAUAUCCCUUUGGGAUUAAACAGGAAUAUAUAUUAAACAUUUAAAAGGUAGUGAAUAAUAACAUUUGCAUGAUGGCCUGGAAGAGGAGGUGGGAAUUGUCUGGGAUUUUGUUACUUUUUCAUGUUUUCAUAGUUCAUUUACUAUCAUACUUAAAAAGAUUUUCUUUCCAGUAACUGGUUCAGCUGUGUGCUGUGGUAGAAGGAAAGAGCCUUAUACAAUCAACAAGGGAUGGGGUAUUUGCAUUUGCAAAGUACAGUUUUCAUACAGGCAGAAUUAGUGCCGAAUCCGUUAAAUAGUUUUUUAAGAUGGCUGUAUUCAUUACACUUUUUGCAACUUUUUUUUACCUAUGGAACUAUUCUCUCACUUUAUUUAUGAACUCUUGAAUGGGUGCCUUUCAAAUGGUAAUUAAAAAAAGACCAAAAUAAGCAAAAGCUUUGCAUCCCAGGUAUAUGACUACUUACUGAUUCUACUUACUGAUACUUUAAUUUGCAUAAUCCAGACCUUUACACACCUAUCCUCUGCGCUGUGUAACAUUGUAAAUACACAACACUGUGCUCAGGUUUUAAUUUAUUAUAUGCACUGGAACUAAGAACUUGAAACAAAAAUAUAAUAUUCGAUGCUGCACUCCAUUACACUAGACAAUCCUUGAUUUUGGAAAGCUACAUACCUACAUUUACUGCACGUUCAGUUGAUCAAUAAAGAGUGUUAUUUUGAUGAUACUCAGGAAUAAAUCCAUAUCAGGCUUAUGAAGAACACUGUUAAUGAGCCUUGUUAACACAGAAAGGAGUAUUUGGAUGGAAAAACUAAGCAAAAUGUUUACUUGGAAUUUUAUACCUGUAUAUAGUAAUAUAACUACAGUCCCGCUUUAUAUAACCUUCUGGUGGUCAGAGAUUCCUGUUGCAUGUUGCAUAACUUUAGUGUAAGAAAUCCUUUUGAAAAAGGAACCCUCGGAAAUUAGAAGUGGUUGUGCAACUCCUAUUGCAGAAACCGUUGAAUCUAAUGUUAAACUGGCUUAUGUUGUCUGGGACCCCUAAAGCCAUUGUUUGCUUUAUAUGUAAGCCUCUUAUUUUCUGGUUAUCAUGAUAGAUGCUCCAGUCAGUAUAUUUGGUGGUUAAGAGGGAAUUUAAAAAAUGAGUGCUGUCAUCUUCUAUUCCUGGAAGUUUAAUGGUACUCAAUACAGGCUUUGUACACAACUCUUAUGCUUAAUCUCUAGUUCAGGUCUUUUAACAUUGUGACCACUCCUAACACUUCUCUCUAAAACAGUGUUCCUGCAAAAUUCAAGUAAAA
Molecule: messenger RNA, 2824 nt
Organism: Xenopus laevis (African clawed frog)
Lineage: Eukaryota; Metazoa; Chordata; Amphibia; Anura; Pipidae
Gene: fam199x.L
Product: family with sequence similarity 199, X-linked L homeolog
Source: RefSeq, marked provisional